Colossoma macropomum (tambaqui) is the source of this 1167-nucleotide messenger RNA. RefSeq names its product adrenoceptor beta 1 (gene adrb1). The record is from RefSeq and is a predicted model, not a curated record. Gene Ontology annotation, molecular function: beta1-adrenergic receptor activity. Bases 1 to 1167 code for a protein of 388 amino acids. Gene Ontology annotation, cellular component: membrane. Gene Ontology annotation, biological process: norepinephrine-epinephrine-mediated vasodilation involved in regulation of systemic arterial blood pressure; adenylate cyclase-activating adrenergic receptor signaling pathway; positive regulation of heart rate by epinephrine-norepinephrine. The transcript has a single exon. Lineage: Eukaryota; Metazoa; Chordata; Actinopteri; Characiformes; Serrasalmidae.
AUGGAGCGCGGCGGCGAGCAUGGCGCGCCACACGGGAGCGCGUGCUCGGCGGACAGCGUGAGAUCGGGACGCGGAGCGCGCGGGCCGAGCAUGGGCGACUACGGCAACGGCUCGAGGCGCGGGCGCGCGGAGCUGCCCCCGGGGCCGCCCGAGCAGUGGGCGGUGGGCAUGGCCGCGGUCAUGGCCCUUAUCGUGCUGGUGACGGUGGCGGGCAACGCGCUGGUGAUAUUGGCGAUCGCGCGCACGCACCGCCUGCAGACGCUCACCAACGUGUUCAUCGUGUCGCUGGCCAGCGCCGAUCUCAUCAUGGGCCUGCUGGUGGUGCCGUUCGGCGCCGCUCUGCAGGUGCGCGGCGUGUGGCUCUACGGCUCCUUCCUAUGCGAGCUGUGGAUCGCGCUGGAUGUGCUGUGCGUCACGGCGAGCAUCGACACGCUGUGCGUGAUCGCCGUGGACCGCUACGUGGCCGUCACGCGGCCUUUCCGCUACCAGAGCCUGCUGACCAAGGCGCGCGCCAAGGCGGCCGUGUGCGUCGUGUGGCUCGUGUCGGCGCUCGUCUCCUUCCCGCCCAUCCUGCUCCACUGGUCGCGGCGCGCGGAGGACACGGCGUGCUACGAGGAUCCGCAGUGCUGCGACUUCGUCACGAACGGCGCGUACGCGGUCGCCUCGUCCGUCAUCUCCUUCUACCUGCCCCUGGUCGUCAUGGCCUUCGUGUACGCGCGCGUCUACGGAGAGGCCAAGAAGCAAUCGAGGAAGAUCGAGCGCUGCGAGGGUCGCUUCCACAACGGCGGCGGAGGCGCCAAGGUGCUGGGCGCCAAGGAGCAGAAGGCGCUGCGGACGCUCGGCCUCAUCAUGGGCACGUUCACGCUCUGCUGGCUGCCCUUCUUCGUGGCCAACGUGGUGCGCGUGUUCCGCGCGCGCGCCGUCGACGACGGCCUUUUCGUCUUCCUGAACUGGCUCGGCUACGCCAACUCGGCCUUCAACCCGCUCAUCUACUGCCGCAGCCCGGACUUCAGGCGUGCCUUCAGGGCGCUCGUGCGCUGCGACCGGGGCUCCGCCGCCGCCGCUGGGGCGCGAGACCCGUGGCGUCCCACCGUCAGCUCUCCGGAGCCCAGCGCGUUCGCCACGUGCUCGCGCUGCGACGAGGGCAGCAGCACGACCCGGUGCUGA